Molecule: messenger RNA, 1011 nt
Organism: Colletotrichum costaricense
Lineage: Eukaryota; Fungi; Ascomycota; Sordariomycetes; Glomerellales; Glomerellaceae
Product: chitin synthase export chaperone
Exons: 3
Coding region: 1-1011 (336 amino acids)
Biological process (GO): protein folding
Cellular component (GO): endoplasmic reticulum membrane
Source: RefSeq, a predicted model, not a curated record
AUGUCAGGCUUCGGCGACUUCACCAACAUCUGCCAUAUGGCGCCGCUGCCAUUGUGCGCAUCCAUCGGCCCCAUUACGGAGGUGACGAGCGGCGUUGGUAUUGAGCCGGACUGCUAUGCGAGGAAUAUCGAGCUGGCAAACACCAUCAUUUUCGAGGGUGCCGCCAGCGCCAUGCAUAUUGUGUCUUUGCUCAUGACCGUCGUCAUGAUCUUGCACAUUCGUGGCAAGUUCACUGCUGUCGGUCGCAAGGAAAUCCUCAUGUUCUUCUACAUCUACAUGCUUCUGAGUUUCAUCUCACUUUGCGUCGACGCAGGUGUCGUUCCCCCUGGAUCCGCCCCCUACCCGUACUUCGUGUCAGUUCAAAACGGCUUGUCAUCGGCUCUGAUUACUUGCCUGUUGAUCAACGGAUUUGUCGGCUUCCAGUUGUACGAGGACGGCACUUUCCUCUCAGUCUGGCUCUUGCGCGUCUGCUCUCUGGUGGCCUUUGCGAUAUGCUUCCUCGUCUCCCUUGCGACCUUCAAGUCAUGGGCUGGCCUGGGUCCCACCAACACCGUCGGCCUAUUCGUCGUCCUGUACUUGCUCAACGCCAUCGAGCUCUUCGUCUACGUUGCCCUGCAAAUCCUCCUCGUCGUUAGGACUCUCCAGGACCGCUGGCCGCUGGGUGACAUCGCCUUUGGCAUAUUCUUCUUCGUCGUUGGCCAAGUGAUCCUGUACGCCGUGAGCACUCAGAUUUGCACCGCCGUCAGCCACUACCUCGACGGCCUUUUCUUCGCCACUAUCUGCAACCUGCUGGGUGUCAUGAUGGUGUACAAGUACUGGGACUCAAUUACCCGCGAGGAUCUCGAGUUCUCAGUUGGAACUAGGAUGAACAACUGGGAGGUCAAGGAGCUGCUGCCAGAGGAGGAUCGUCGAGCGACUGUUUAUGACAACGACCCCUACAACCACGCUGGUGGAUACGAUCACUCCUACUCGCCCUCUCCAGCACCGGCACGCUACUCCGCAAGGUACUAA